GUGGGGCACCUAAUAUCCAACUUUGUCUGCUGUACCUAUGCUCCGAUAAAAAAGACUUAUCUUUUACAGCGCAGUUACAUAACUAUCUCACCAAAUUAUCAGACGUUAUUAGUGACAAUGAAACGGAUAUUUUUUUGGUUUUAGGUGACUUUAACAUGAGUUCUAUAACCUGGUCCCCUUCACAUGAAGGUUUUAUACCAAGUAAUUUAUGUUCUGAUUAUAUGAUAGAUUUUAUUGACACUAUUAAUACUUGCAACCUACAACAGUACUGUGAUAUCCGUAACGCUCAUGGCCGUAUCUUAGAUCUGGUCUUGUGCACCCGCGCGGUGUCGGUGCAGGCCUGUUUGGACCCGCUGGUGCCCGAGGAUCCCCACCAUAAGGCUCUGAGUAUCAAUGCAUCAUUCGGUAACUUUAAACCGUUAGCUAGUGUUCCGCACAAACGAUAUUCAUACAACCGUGGGGAUUACUCAGUAAUAAAUAAACUUAUGAGUAAGACGGACUGGACCAUCCUGUUGAGCGCAGCUGAUUUAAAUAACGCGGUUGAAGUGUUCUAUAAAUUUAUUUUUGAUUUAAGGGACACCUACAUUCCUACCCAUAGUCAGUCUAGGUUAAAGUACCCUCCAUGGUAUAACAGCUCUCUCAUAAAGAUGGUUAGAGAAAAGUACAAAUAUUUGAAAAAGUUUAAAAACUACAAAAAUUUAUCAGACGAAUCAUCGUUUCGCCUUCUGAGAGACCGAGUCAAUAAAACCGAGCGACAUUGUUUCUCAGCCUAUAUUUCAAACAUUGAAAAUUCUAUUAAAACAAACCCUAAGGCAUUCUGGUCGUACUUAAAAAGUAAAAACAAUAAUAGUACAUUUCCCUCUUCCAUGUCUCUUGAUGGUGUAACUUCUGACACUGGCCAAGGUAUUAGCGAACUUUUUUCAUCAUACUUUCAGUCAACUUUUUUGAACCACUGUAAUAGUAAUAUUUCCUCUAGCAACGCUAAACAGAACUUAUUUAAUAAUAUAGCCCCCUCUAACUCAAAUUGCGAUAUUGGCUCAGUGGAAAUCAAUGCAUCUGAGGUUGAGAGACUACUGCGUUCAUUAGAUCUGACCAAAUCUGCAGGGCCUGAUACCAUACCAGCCGCUUUCUUAGUAAAUUGUGCAUCUGAAUUAAGUGUACCGGUUGCAUUACUCUUCCAACGCUGUAUCAAUGAAGGUAUUAUGCCGUCUCGCUGGAAAGCCGCCUUUAUUUCACCAAUUCAUAAAAAGGGCUCCAAAGACUGCGUCGAGCACUACAGACCUAUAUCCAAACUGUGUCUACUGUCUAAGAUCCUGGAGCGCAUUAUCUACACGCAGCUCUACAGCGCUCUGAAGCAUACGUUUAGUCCAGCCCAACACGGUUUUCUUAAACAAAGAUCCACGGUCUCUAACCUUUUAAUUUUUAGUGACUUUGUUACAAGUAAUAUGGAUAACGGUGAUCAAGUCGACGCAAUAUACACUGAUUACAGUAAAGCCUUUGACCGAAUAGACCACUGUUUACUCCUGAACAAGCUUCAUCUUGCUGGCAUUAGAGACGACAUGAAAGUAUUUAUGGUCGUCAAUAAUGCUGCUGAUGCCUUAUGUCUGCAAGAGGAUCUAUGUAGACUUGACCGCUAUUGCGUGAGUAACAAGUUAGACCUAAAUGUCGCCAAGUGCUACUGUGUUACUUUUUCUAGAAAGAGACAUUUGUUCGAAGCUUCUUAUACAAUCAAAGGUCAAAACUUAGCAAGGGCGCUCUCAUCGCGUGAUUUAGGUGUCACCUAUGAUAGUAAAUUACUAUUUGAUCAGCAUAUUGACCAUAUUGUAAGUAAAGCGUCCAAAUCUCUUGGUUUUAUUAUGCGAGCCUCUAAGCCUUUUAAAUCAAUGAAGACUGUAAAGCUGCUGUAUUGUGCGUAUGUUCGAAGUCAUCUUGAAUAUGCCAGCCAGAUUUGGAACCCUCAAUACGAUGUUUACAUAAAUAGGCUGGAGAAGAUACAGAGGAAGUUCACACGCUACGUCGGAUUUAAAUUUAAGAUUCCCUACACCGACUACGAACACCGCUGUGAACGCCUCCAUCUCCUUCCCCUUAAACUCCGUAGGACAGUAGCAGACGUUAUUUUCCUUUUUAAAAUAAUUAGAGGUUACGUAGACUGUCCGGAGCUGCUCGAGAUGGUAAACUUCCAUGUUCCAACCAGACCAUCCAGGAAAUUUAAAACCCUCCACAUACCUGCUUGCAGCACUAAUUUCCGUAAAAAUUUCUUUUCCUUACGAGCAAGUAAUGCAAUUAACAGUCUCUGCAACUCAAGCGAGGUCGAUAUAUUUGGCAGUAGUUUGGAAACGGUCAAAGCAAUUUUUAUCCGCAAUUUCGUGUCGUCUUUGGCGUAGCGGCAGUAGUAGUGUAUUAUUAUUAUAUUAUUAAGCCGUGCACGUUGCUUUGUAUAAUUGUUUCAUGUCAUUGUAUAGGUAAGUAUUUGGUAUAUUUACUUUUAAAUGUAUUUAAAAAAAAACUAUAGAAAUUAUUUAUUAAUUAGUUAGUUAUUGAGUUAAAAUUUAGAUAGUUAAAUUACUAUAUUUACGUUUAAUAACAAAAACUAUGUUACAUUAUUGUUAGCAUAAUUAAGUAUGAGUGUACAAUCUUGUGAUCUUUAUAUUAUUAAGUUGUAUAUCAGUGAAAACUGAUCAUUGGCUUUUAGUUACACUUUACAAUUGCUAUCCAACUAUUAAUAGCUGUAAGUUUUCCUCAAAUGUAAAAUAAAAAAAAAAUAAAAUAAAAUAAAGU
Molecule: messenger RNA, 2778 nt
Organism: Plutella xylostella (diamondback moth)
Lineage: Eukaryota; Metazoa; Arthropoda; Insecta; Lepidoptera; Plutellidae
Source: RefSeq, a predicted model, not a curated record